This is a messenger RNA of Clarias gariepinus (North African catfish), 3199 nucleotides long. Its product is annotated as serine/threonine-protein kinase pim-1-like. Gene Ontology annotation, biological process: regulation of mitotic cell cycle; negative regulation of apoptotic process; protein autophosphorylation. Gene Ontology annotation, cellular component: cytoplasm. Lineage: Eukaryota; Metazoa; Chordata; Actinopteri; Siluriformes; Clariidae. The transcript is spliced from 8 exons. The record is from RefSeq and is a predicted model, not a curated record. The coding region runs from base 734 to 1678 and encodes 314 amino acids. Gene Ontology annotation, molecular function: protein serine/threonine kinase activity; ATP binding.
AAUAUUAUUUCACCACAACUCAGGGAAGUGAACAAAGUUCCCCAAAACUCAGGGAAGUGAUCAGACGACACACAUGUGCACCAAAAUCUCCUUAAUGAGGAAGAGGUGUAGUACAGGCAGCUGAUAAAUCUAAUCAUAAAUAUAUAUCAUGGUCCGACGCAGAUGGGUCUAGCACUAAACAUUAUCUUGUGUGACAUCACAAUCGGCGACUUCACCGGCUGGCUUAGUGUUUGCUACAGGUGAGGCCUUCUCUGAUCAAACUAGCUGUGAGUAAAAGAAACAAGAGAAAAACCUGAACUGAACCGAUAACUGAUUGAUAACUUCAAUAAUUUACGGUAAGUGUUUAACCUAGAUUUGAUUUGGCAAAAAACAAUGAUUCUGAUUCUGAGAGUAAAACCGAGUUUCCUGUGUGCUGAAGACAUUUCCAGGAAUUACGCGCUAAGAUCUUAUGAUUAAUUUUUUUUGUUUUAUUGGGUCGGGGGUUCAAGUCUCACCUCCUGUCGGUGUGUAUGUGGAGUUUGUAUAUUCUCCUCCCACAUCCCGGAGACAUGGGCUGACUGACAUUAACUCAAUGUCCGUAGUGUAUGAUUAAGUGUGUGUGCACCUGUAGGUUGCCAAAAGGUUGGGAGCCUCAGCAACACAACGUCUCCCUAGAGCAAUGAUCAUUGGUGUGAAGGGUCACUGCAGCCGCCAGCCAGUGUUCAGUGACUUUUAAAAGGGGGAGUCAAACAUCAUGGACAUGGUCUCUACAUCUGAGGACUACAGCAAUAGAGCUAAAGAACACCUGGCUUUUUCAUUCCUGACUGAGGAGGUAACAUCACGAUACGCCAUAGGAGCUCUACUGGGACGUGGAGGUUUUGGUGCUGUUUUUGCAGGAGUUCGGAAAGCAGAUGCCAGAGAGGUCUCUGUAAAAUUUUUCAAAAACGAUCCGUACUUUGGCAUGAUGACCAUGCCCGGAGAGACAGGUGUCCUCCCUAUAGAGGUGGGACUAAUGGAGUUGGUAUCCAAACCAUUUCCCAGUCCAUAUGUUCUGGAGCUGCUGGAAUGGUUUGAGAUACCCAACUUCAUUGUCCUGAUCCUGGAGCGACCCAGCCCCUGCGUGGACCUUGCAGACUUCUGUGAUUUUUACAAUGGUAAGCUGCCUGAAGCCCUGGCUCGAGACAUCAUGCUACAGUUGGUUCAGGCAGCUUAUCAUUGCUCCAACUGUGGAGUGUUUCACAACGACAUCAAGCCCGGGAAUGUUCUCAUAAACAUAGAGACUAUGCAAAUUAAAUUAUUCGAUUUUGGCUCUGGAAAACUGCUUAAGGAUGAACCCUAUAACUAUAGCACUAGCACUCCAGUCUACAGCCCUCCUGAAUAUUUUAAACAUAACCAGUACAGAGGUUGUCCUGCUACCAUCUGGUCUCUCGGUCUAGUACUAUACAUACUCGUCUUUGGAGACAUACCCUUUAAGUCAUGGGAGGAAAUUAUUCAAGGGCACCUGCACUUCCCUUCUGGUAUUUCUAAAGAUUGCUGCAAGCUGAUAUCAUGGUGUCUAAAACAAAACCCCAAAUCGAGGCCAAGUUUCAGGCAAAUCCUCAGGCACAGGUGGUUUAGUGCAGGAAAGAGCCGUGUCCAGAAACUUCCCGUCAUUGGGAGCCUGGUAACCCGUAUAACCCAGGUUUUUAGCAAUACAUAAAAAUAUAGACAUUCAGUUACUCAGCAUGUUGAACCACUCUGCGGAACCUGAAGGGAAAGUGAAGAUAUAUUAUAAAUUUGUGGAGCCAGAAUUACAUCGAUUGCACUGAUCUCAGAUGCUUUGGUGAGGCUAGCUAUCAUAGCACAGUUUUCAAUCACCGGUGCUAUCAGUGUCGAUUAUAUCAGCUUUAGCUAACUUACCUACGAAAAGGAUAAAAAAGAACACUUUAAGGUUAAUGUGAAGUGAAUAAAACAUAUUUAGAGGAAUUUGCACAGGAGUGAAUUGCUAGCACGACUGCUUAGACUGCCAGCUUGCCAUCUACAGUAAGUGGCAUGCUCUUUAACUACAGCAAAGAAUUAGAGCGUAGUUAAUCGCGUUAUCAAUAUCGUAUUGUAGUCAAUAUCGUACACAGAACUGGGAGGAAUUGGGACAAUAAAAACAGAUACCAUCAUCCUGUUUACUCAAAAACGGGUGAAGGAGAAAAUCUGGAGACAGAGACUCCACUUUGCAAGAAUAAAGGUGUUGCAGAAGUGCUACUGUACCCCAUGAAAAUUUAGAGAAAAGGAGAUUGUGGCCCCAGAUUAAGCAGGCAAGGAAAGCUGGGAAAAUCUACUGAUGUGAAUGAAACUUUUUGGACUAAUCAUUGAGGCGACAGGAUUCUUUUCAGCCACAACUUAAACUGUUCUGGAGGUGUGACUGUAUGCUUCAACAAAUGCCCAGGUGAAAUUAUCACAUCAAUACUGGCUUACUGUGGUGUUGAAGGUUGAAAGUCUGUUUUUAUUAUUAGUAAUAUCUAUGGUUAUAAUAAUGAUGCAAAAAGCAAACAAUUGUUGGAAAGUCUAAUAAAUUUUCUCUUCUGUGAUCUUAAAAUCUUAAAACCAGUACAUCUGUCUUGUCAGAAUUAAGUAAGAGGACGUCUAAUGUCCUUCGCACAUUCUCCAACUUUAUUUAGCUAGCAUCUAAAUCAUCUGGCUUCACUUCACUUUAGUACAGGUACAAUAAUCACAUUUACAUCUAUCUAUAAAUUGAUAGCGAUUAGUCAAAUAAGACCUGAGCCAGGAGAGAGCUGUUCCUUUAACUCCUGCAACAUUUUCUAAUCUAUUAAUGAGAACAGUAUGAUCAAUGGAGUCAAAAGCUGCACUGAGGUCAAGCAACACAAGCAAGGAAACACAACCCUGAUCCGAGGUCAUUUACCGCUUUAACCAGUGCUGUCGCUGAUCUAUGAUGACAAUCCUGACAAAUACAUUUUAUGAAUGUUAAUUCGUGUGUAGGUGUAUGAACAUAACUGCUGUGCCUUAACCUUUUUCAGGAACUUUGGGAUAAAAGAGUGGUUUGAUAUUUGGUAUAUUAUUAUUUUUCUUUAAUUAGAGCUACGUUAUCUAGAGUAUGAUGGAACGCUGACUGUAAACAUUCGGUCACCUGAUCGAGUUCUGUGGGUCGGACAGUGAUCCAGUCAUAGGUGAUAACUCUGAGAGAUUACUGUUAAAACUCUGCAAUAGUUAAUGUGAAUUGAAUGUGGUU